Messenger RNA from Penicillium cataractarum, 1290 nucleotides. RefSeq names its product monocarboxylate permease. The record is from RefSeq and is a predicted model, not a curated record. The transcript has a single exon. Lineage: Eukaryota; Fungi; Ascomycota; Eurotiomycetes; Eurotiales; Aspergillaceae. The coding region runs from base 1 to 1290 and encodes 429 amino acids. Gene Ontology annotation, biological process: transmembrane transport. Gene Ontology annotation, cellular component: fungal-type vacuole membrane. Gene Ontology annotation, molecular function: transmembrane transporter activity.
AUGUGGCCCGCCCGACAGUUCGACCCAGACAAAAGCUCUUUGGAGAGUAGAACUCUUCCAGACUUGGAUACUUCCCCUCUUCAACCUGACAAGGUUCCCGAUGGAGGUCUCUUGGCAUGGGCGCAAGUCUUGCUCACCCAUAUCGUGUUUUUCAACACAUGGGGUGUAGCCAAUGGAUACGGCAUCUUCCAACAAUACUACACCGAGACACUGGGUCAAACAGAAUCAGCAGUUUCAUGGAUUGGGAGUGUCCAGGUCUUCCUCCUCUUCGUUGUUGGAGUUGCCGCAGGUCGUCUGACGGACGGCGGGCAUUUUCGCCCAGUCUUUUCUUCUGGUGUCGUUCUGCAGGUCUUGGGACUGUUCAUGACCUCCUUUUCCAAGGCAUACUGGCAAAUCUUUCUCGCUCAGGCUGUGUGUCUCGGAAUAGGGAAUGGUUUGACAUUUUGUCCGGCCCUGGCUGUUCUCUCUCAAUAUUUCAAAAAACGCCGAGCUAUCGCGGUUGGUCUUGCCGCCGCCGGUGGUGCCGUGGGUGGGUUCAUUUAUCCAGUUUUGAUCGAUUGGCUCAUCUUUAAGGACAACUAUGGAUUUGUGUGGGCCUUGAGAGCCAUGGGAUUUAUUAUGCUGGCGACGUAUAUACCUUGCUUGGUCUGGUUCAAACCGCGUUUACCACCUCGAAGGAGUGGACCUUGGGUAGACACAUCAGCAUUUGGCGAGUUGCCAUUUAUCUUUUUCUCUCUCAGCAUGUUCUUGCAUUUUUGGGGUCUUUACUUUGCUUUCUUUUACCUCGGAACAUUCGCACGGGACGAAAUUGGAGUUACGGAGCCAAUCUAUCUAUUGAUGGUUCUCAAUGGCGUUGGCAUACUCGGCCGUAUACUUCCGCCUAUUAUUGCUGAUAAAUGGACCGGCUCUCUCAACAUUCUCAUUCCACUGGGCUUCUUAGCAAGUAUCGUUGUGUACUGCUGGGCGGCUAUAUACACUGCAGGAGGGUUAUACGUCUUUGCCGUCGUUUAUGGCUUCAUUGCAGCUUCACUGCAAGCUUUAUUUCCAGGCGUCGCCACUACGAUGACUCCCAAUCCGAACAGAACCGGAACUCGAGUAGGAAUGAUAUUUGGGUUUGUCAGCUUUGCAAAUCUCACGGGUCCGGCUAUCUGCGGAGCUCUAAUCAGGAAAUGUGGUGGGAGCUAUGUGGGAGCAGAAAUGUUUGCAGGAUCAUGUAUCUUUCUUGGUGCGGUCAUGGCCUUGGGAGCCAGACUCGCAAAGACCGGAAUGGCACUACGCGUAAAAGUAUAA